CCUGUCCUGUCACACAAGGCUCAGUGCAUAUUAGUAGCAAGACAAGCCUGGAGUCCCUUCCUUUAGUAGCUCGGUCUCUGGCCAUCUGUACAGCACGCCAGUAAGUUCUUCAUUUCUCCCUGGUACUUUUGCUGCAAUAUCAGGAUGGGACAGUGCUUCGUUACUGGGAGGUGGGUGGACCUGUAAACCAUUCCACUGGGAUGCUCUAUCAUGUUUCCUAAGGGAGUAGCCUGGAAUGCUGAAUGGUGGUGGCUCCUGUGUCUAAUGUCUUAUACAGUAGAAUGCUGCGUCCUCCUAGAAGGUCCGAUUAGGUUUAUAUGAUACUCGUGGGCUUCGCUGUGUCUUAUACAGGAUACUCAUGAAUUCCGUAUACUCCGAAGCAGAAAAAGAUAAUAUAUGCCUUUAAGAUCCAUUUUGUAAUGUAAGAUCCUGCCAUGUAUUCACCAAAAGGAUUAUUUAUCUGCCUUCCUAACAGCGGUCCGUAGUAUCGAAGCAUCUAACUGUCCUUCAUUAUGUAGGAUGCAGGUAGGAUCCUGAGAAUCGAUCAUCGAUAUAAUGAAGAAGCCAAAAAGUUGCUUAUCAUGUUUUCAACGACAGAAAGUUACCGUCCUCUUGAUCGCUGUGUCCUUGCUGUGUAUUUUGAAGCUUUUAAGAGUUGAGUUAAUAUUUCCUAGAACUGAAAGUUAUUUUGUGGAGCCAAAUAUUUUCUCUUCUGUUACCAACAAUUUUAUACCCAAUGACCCAACUAGCAGCAUCAACUGUACCUCCAUAUACGAACUGGAACCCGCGGAGAUUGGAAAGAGUUUACAACUUAGGAGAAGACGCAUAUAUGAUCUUGACGACUCAAACUUUGUGACAAUGACAAAUAAUUGUGAUGACUAUAAAAAAGUACGUCAUUACCAUGAAAAACCUAUCUCUCAGGAUGAGAAAGACUUUCCCAUAGCUUAUUCACUGGUUGUACAUAAAGAUGCUAUAAGUGUGGAACGCCUCCUGUACUCCUUAUACAGUCCUACUAAUAUCUAUUGUAUCCAUUAUGACCAAAAAUCUUCCUCCAGCUUCAAGAAAGCCAUGAUAAACCUAGCCAACUGUUUCCCCAAUGUUUUCAUUGCGUCAAAACUUGAGUCAGUAAUUUAUGCUCACUUUUCAAGACUACAAGCUGAUCUCAACUGUUUGUCCGACUUGCUAAAGUCACCUGUGCAGUGGAAAUAUGGCAUCAAUUUGUGUGGCCAGGACAUGCCACUAAAAUCUAAUUAUGAACUUGUCUCUGAGCUGAAAAAGCUUAAUGGAAAGAAUAUGUUGGAGACAACACUACCAACAGAUAUAAAGAGGGAUCGAUAUACCUUCCAUCAUGAGAUCAGCUCUGUGGGAAAUCUAAUUUAUGGACAGAUGCCAAUGAAAACUUUUACUAAAAAAUCUCCUCCGCCUGAAGGUAUUGAGAUGUAUGUUGGAAGUGCCUAUUUUGUAUUAAGCCGCCCAUUUAUUCAGUAUGUCUUUGAAUCACCACUAGUUGCACAAUUUUUAGAGUGGAGUAAAGACACUUAUUCACCAGAUGAACAUUUUUGGGCUACACUAAUUCGGGUGCCAGGUGCACCAGGGGGACUUUCAAGGACAGACUCAGAGGUUACAGAUCUUGAUAGCAAAACUCGCCUAGUAAAAUGGAUAUAUCUUGAGGAAAAUCACUAUCCACCUUGCACAGGAACACAUGUCCGAAGUGUGUGCAUUUAUGGGGCGGCUGAACUUCGAUGGCUCCUACAUUCAGGUCACUGGUUUGCAAAUAAGUUUGACCCAAAAGUAGACCCUAUAUUAAUUAAAUGCUUGAUUGAGAAGAUUGAAGAACAGCAGAGGGACUUGGUUUCCAUGUCAUUCAGAUGAUUUCCUACUGUUAUGGGAAGUAAUGAGCUUUUUCUUGAAUUUAUAUAUACAUUUCCUGCUCAGGGUUAUAUGUCUUUUAGCCAUAAUCUAUAAAUUAUUUUUAUUAUUGCAGAAUGAUAACUGUUCACAAAAUGCUUAAAGGGGUUCUCUGCUUAUUUUAUAUAGAUGACCUAUCCUCAGGUCAUCAAUAUCAGAUCGGCAGGUGGGCAACUCCCGGCACCCCUGCAGAUCAACUGUUUGAAGAGCCCACAGUUCUUGUUCGAGCACUGCCUUUUCUUUACUAUUUACCUGGUCACCAUCACAAUUGCAGCAGUGAGCAGGUUAAAUUACAACUCUGCCAUCCCAUUCAUCUGAAUAAGAGGAGUGGGAUGGCAGAGUUGUAAUUAUACCUGUUCACUGCUGCAGUUGUGCCAGUGAGCAUGUAAACUGUGAGGAGAACGCAGCGCUCAUAUGAGCGCUGCCUUCUCUUCAAACAGCUGAUUGCCGGGUGUCGGACCCCCGCUGAUCUGAUAUUGAUGACCUAUCCUGAGAAUAGGACAUCAAUAGAAAUAAAAAAGGGAAGAAUUAGGCAUUUAUCUGCAUAUUAUUCUUUGCACUAUGGACACAAUAUUUCCUGAGUUCUGUCUCUAGCUUUUCACAAUAGGCCUCAUUUAUCAAAAUGGUAUAAAAAAAAAGGGUUUUCUAUGUCUUUGAAGCAAUUAUUAUAGAAUCAUAUUCUAAAUAUAUUCUGCUCUAUGUGACUUGGAUUUUUUGACCUAUGUAUCUUUUCAUUAUUGUUAUUAUACAUAAAUAUGUGUGCAUAUAUUUAUGCAUUCAUCAAGAAAAGGAAAAACAGAGAGAAAAGAAAAAAAAUUAAAAGAAAUUUCAGAGCAUGUAACAUGGCGGGAAAAAAAGGAAGGAAGAAAGAAAACAGGGAAGGGGCCUACUUAUUGUAUUUUAACAAAAAAAGUGAAAAGUACUAAAAAAAACUGCAGAAAGCAAAUAUAACCACAAUAGGAAAUACAAUAAAUUAUUACUGUUUAUACUCAAAAAUUGGUGUCAGGUGCAGUUUAAAGUGGCUCUGUCACUAGGAUCACCCUAUAAAAACAGGUAUAUAACUUGGUAGGGUUGAUCAUGACGUGUAAAACAAUCCUUGCCUUUCCUUUGUAGGUUCGGCAAUGUGGAGAAAUUCAUACUUUUAUUCCUAUGCAAAUGAGGCAUUGGAGCACCAAGAGGCAGGAUUCUGAAGUUUGAGCACUACUUUAUGAUGCUGAGUACACAUGCCUCCCGUGUUUUAAACACACCCCCUCCACCUUAGGUUGACAGUGCUAGACUAGCACAGAUUUUUCGGCGCCUGCACAGUUGAUUUUUGGAGCACCAGGGGCGUUGCUGGAGCGGUGCUCAAACUGCAGAAGCCAGCCUAUUGGUGCUCCAAUGCCUCAUUUGCAUAGGUAUAAAAGUUUCAAUUUCUCCACAACGCCGACACCUACAAAGGAAAGACAGGUAUUGUUUCAUACAGCUUGAUCAACACUACUACGCUAUAUAGGGUUGAUCCUGGUGACAGGGCCUUUUUAUGUAAUUAAAUCAAACUCUGAUUGGUGAACAUGUGAAGUUUUUUUGUUAUGCAGUUUUGAUAAAUGAGGCUCAAAAAUUACAUAUGUCCUUGGAUUCCAUCUUGCAAAUAAUUUUCUGUGGUGAUUUUGAAAAUUCUAAACAAAUAAUCAUGCCACAGCGCCCUCCACCUUAAGUGUGGUAUUUUCUGUAGAUCAUCCCCUGCUAACUACAACAAUUGGUGCCAGGUUCCCUAAUACAGCUGAUAACUGGAUAUCCUAGAAGCACGACACCCUAUGAUCAGCCUAUAUUCAGGAGACCCUUCUAAGAAAAAUAGAAUUGUCCAAAGUGGACAGCCUCUUCAGGUUUACCCCGGAAGUACAAGCUAUCAGAAAAUGUGCCUGGUUUAUAUGCGUUAACAUGGUAGAGUUGAUCACCAUUGAUGGUGAUUUUUGUCUCUUACUUAAUUCAUUUUCUAUUGGAAUUAUGUAUGAUGAUUUUACCUAAUAAAAGGGGUUAUCCUCACACAGAUUGUACUUACCUCAGCUCGUUCCUGUCGUGGCCUUUUAAUGGUUGACCCAUCCCCCACUGCUGCUGGAUGUUUUGAUCCGCGCAACAGGGAGAUGCAGAGACGGCCAUGCAGGGAUCAGAAGAGAUGGGGGUGCCAGGGACUGAGGUAAGAACAAUCUGUUUGAGGGGCCCAGGCAUUUGAGGGGGCAUUUUUGGGGUUGGAUAACUCCUUUAAUUUCCUUUCUGCAGUUGCAGAUGUUACUACUUAUCAUUUUGUAUCUUCUUUUUUUCUGAGAAUGUGUAUGAUUACUGCUUCAAGAGGUAAUGUCAUUUCAUUAAUAUCAUUAUUCCAUGUGAAUUCAGUUAUACAUAUUGGAAUGUAAUGACAGACAAUCAUUUGUUCUCUUCUAUUUACGACACGCAAACCUUCACCAAAUGUGUUAAAUGCUAAUCACUGAAAACGCCAAGAAUUUCUCUUUAAUGUUCAAUGCACUGAUUUUUUUUUUUUGUAUUGAUGUUUUUGUGUAUUUCAUGUUUCUAUUUUAUUUGUGCCAAAGCAAAACUCAGGAUUGUUGUAAUUAGAUCUAUUUCUACAGUAUAUAUGAAUUGUCUGUGCGGAGUGAUAUGUGUUUGAGCCAAAACUACCCUCCUUUGUCUGGAGUUUCAUGAAUCAUUUGUAUGAGAGACUGACUUGUCCCAGAAAGCUAAUUUAGUGUCUACUUUUUUUAAGGGACAAUAUUAUAAUGAUACUGCCACUGUUGUCUGUCAGCUGCUGUGUUUUUCCGUUUCCAAGACUUGCCAAAGCCAAAUGAUAAUAUCAACCUGUUUUUGCAUCAAUAGGCAAGAGUCGCUGUUCUUUUUAGAGUAAGGUAAGUUUCCUGGGUAAAACAGAAGGAAAUUUCCAAAAAUUGCUCUACGAUAUAAACAUCAUUGGAUCUUAUGAGUCGCACCAUAUUUUCUCAGGGUGCUGUAUAAAGGUAUUCAUAUCUUCUGUUACAUUUUGUUGUCACUUCCUCAUAAUCAUCUUUAUCAUUAUUAAAAUUAGUAAAUAAUAGAGUGCAGUAAAGCCAGCAUUGGUCUUAGUAAAAUAUUGAUUUCACUUAUCCCAUAGUCGCAGUACACUGAUGUUAAUCAACACUAUUGCAUCAGUCUUUUAAACAAUGAGAUAUUGUCCAUACGUUUGUCAUAAAUUACUUUAUUGGGAGACUGCACCUCUGACCCACCCAGGACUUCCCUUCCUGUAUUGUUAGAGAAUGGUUGGAACUCCGACUUGCACUAAUGAUUGUUGGUCCUCAGUGGUAGGGAAAGUAUCCACGUACAUUUAUCAUCAAGAAACCACGGCACUAAAACAUCUGGAUAAUUCGUUUAUUGUUUCCAUCCAAUUUUCAUGAGAAAGACGCGGUUCGGUUCCGUCCCAGAACCUUGUUCACGGCCGGUGUGUCGUAGGAAAUUAACCAGAUGCUUGAGUGCCAUGGUUCCCUUCCUGCAUUGUGAUACCGACUGGAGCCAGAUAUUUGCGGUGAGCAGAUCUUCCAUUUAUUUUUCUUCUCUAAUUAAUGCUCCAAAGUAAAGCACUGUGGGGAAUUCUAAGGAAAGGUUUUUAUGCAUACAAUGAAAUGUACUCAUAUAUUCUCUUUGCCUGGAAAAUUCAUUGCUCACCUGUUAUGGUCCUACUUGGAUAUACAGGGGGUGCACACCACAGACUAGAGCAUUCACUAAGAGCAUUCUUUUUAAAAACAACAACCAUAGUGUCCCCAGCACUCCAGGCUAUAUUCACACGACACGUGUGACGUCUGUUUUUUUUAACAGCCUUCACGUGUCUUUUUUUUUAAGAACAAUGGCAGUCUGUGGGGUUAUUCACACUCCCAUUUUUUUGAUGGCCAGUGAUUAAUAGACAUAAAAAAUAGAACAUUUUCUAUAUUGUCCGUUUUCACGGACCGACCAGCAGGCACCAGUGAAAAAACAACAACCUUAAAAACAGACUGGACAGCAUAGAACAUUUUGACAAUUUUGUUAAUCUCUGGCCUGUCAGUGUAAAUAUGUAAAUAACCCCAUAGACUGCCAUUUUCAUUAAAUCUCUUUUGUAUGUUAUCUCCUUUCUGUCUUUGUAUAAAUCAUUUCACACUCCAUUUUAUAGCACAUUCCCUGGCCAUGGAUCAAAACGGUCUCAGUAAAUGAGCUCCCUUGCUUUCCAUAACAACCAAUCAGAGUGUAGCUUUUAUUUUAUAAAUUCAGUUUGGAACAGUCAGAGCUGAGCUCUGAUUGGUUGCUUUGAGCACCUGGGGCAUUUCUUCUCUGAGAGGGCCCUGACACGUGAGGCCCAUUAGGCACAAGCUGCUGACCAGUUUAUACCCAGGCUGAGCUACUGCUUUCUCGACGUUUAGAAUGAUUUGGAAAUACAUGUAUAUGAUGUCGCCAAAGUCAUGUUGUUAUUCUGUGAAAGCUUUCUGUGCAGGCAUGCAAAGGCUUUUUAAUAAAGUUAAGUGGAAAUACAAGAUUGUAAGCAGGAUGUCAAUUAUUUUAUAAUAAAGAUAAUGAUGGUUUACUGCUGGCAUCAAGCUGACUGUUGUGCUGGAAGUUCAUGUGUUUUUUCCCUGUUCUUUGUCCCUGCAAUUAUAAAAUGACAGAGCUGCUGCUAAACCAGGCACAGUGCAUGAAAUACAACCAAUAACAGUUACAUAGCAAUACUAUUUUGGCACCGUAUCAAAAAACCAGGAAUCAAAUACAUAGAUUACAUAAUUUGUUAGCCAUUAGUGACAGUAGCAGUGUGUGGGAUUGGUAGUGCUCGCUCUGGGGUACUACAUAUGCACUUGCACACUUUUCUGCUAUACAAGAUGUCCUCCUCAAGUAGCAGGAGCCAUUGUUCCUUAUCCCCUAUAGUUUUGCUAAGAGCAUGCUCUCUGCUCUCAAGCAAUCUAUGAUGUUGGAGAUUUAAAGAAGCACUCCCACCCCUAGCACUGGCCUUCUGGUUUUAUGUAAGACCCCAAAUUAAUGUUCUGUUUUACCAGCAGAUGGCAAAAUGUAUUACAUACAGAGAGCUAAAUGUAAGAGCCCCCCCCCCCUUUUUCCUUACACCCCUUUUCUUGAAUAUAAUAAACCUACACUCCACAGAUAUUAUACAUAUACUCAUAGAUAUAUCAAACCAAAAACAGCCUAGUUAUAUGAAAAUAAGACAGUACUACUAGAUUACAAAAAGUAACAAUAUAUUUUAAUGAAUGGACAAAUAUGUUAAAAGCAGUGGCCAUAACAGCCACACAGGUCACAUACGAGAUUUAAAAAACAUAGCACAAAAAAGAGCAGUGGGUGGACGCAGCAGGAAAUCGUCUAUAUUGAUCUCUAGUGAUGGGCGGCAGGGGCAAUAUUCGAAUUCGCAAUAUUUCGCGAAUAGUCGCCAUAUAUUCGAGAAUUCGUGAAUUAGUAAUUUCCAGGCAUUAUUUUCUUGAUUGAGAAAAUUUGCAUAAUUUUCACAUAA
Messenger RNA from Bufo gargarizans (Asiatic toad), 7384 nucleotides. RefSeq names its product glucosaminyl (N-acetyl) transferase 4 (gene GCNT4). Gene Ontology annotation, molecular function: acetylglucosaminyltransferase activity. Lineage: Eukaryota; Metazoa; Chordata; Amphibia; Anura; Bufonidae. The transcript is spliced from 5 exons. Bases 556 to 1872 code for a protein of 438 amino acids. The record is from RefSeq and is a predicted model, not a curated record. Gene Ontology annotation, cellular component: membrane.